CUCGAGACAAGCUGCCCCCAGUCAGGAGUUAUUCUUUGCCGCCUGCGAUGAAAUGCAGUAGCAAUGUCUCCCAAGAGCGUCCUUACUAGUAUCAAUACAGACCCGGAAUCAGCGGAUCACAUCAAGAUGCAAUGCCUUAUCGCCCGGUCAGUCAUAGUCUCCCCUAUACUAGCUGCGGCAGACCCUGGUUUAUCAUGAGGUAAGUCAUGGUAACCGAGCUUGAGAAAUUUUCCAUUCCGUUCGGCUCGACGGCGUUCUCAACGUCACCAUCCUAUUUAAUAUCCAAGCUGGAUGGAGCUAGUCUCCAAUUCUGUUGAAGCUCUGCAGAAUUUUGCACUUUCCAAAUUUUGCGGUUUACCAUGCAUCAGUCUCUGCUCAUUGACGAGAUUCUUUCUCUCAUCAUUCGGUUCGUCGCUGCCGACGGCCAAGAGGACCCGAAGCGCUUGGAAAAUACGAGCGGCCUUGCUAAGCUAGCUCGUACAUGUCGCUGUUUCAUGGAAUGUGCUCUUGACACCCUCUGGCGAACUCAGCAUUCGCUAAAUCCUCUCAUCAUGUGUUUGCCAAGAGGCAUUUGGGAGAUUCAUUCCAGCAAUGUACUUUAUCUCACAAGACCACCUACUGAAUCUGAGUGGGCACGAUUCGACGUAUAUUCACGCCGUGUGAAGAGUUUCUCAUACCCAAAGCAAACAAAAAUGAUCGGACUACACGAGGACGCUCUUCCACUCCUUUUUUCUGAACGCUCUCCACAGUCUCUAUUCCCGUCACUUUCCUCGCUCGACUUCUCCAUCCUGUCGUGCAAUUCCUCCAGCUUAAUCCGAGACUUUCUUUCCCCGAAACUGACAAACCUCGCCUUCACUCUCCCUCGAAAGAUAUGCCCUCAGGACAUUUGCGGGAUAUUAGAAGACCUUCCUCGGAAGGCUACCCGACUCGAAAACCUUGCAAUUUCAUCGUUCUUUCCAGUGACGUCAUUUGAAUUGAACAUUCCGACCCAUGGGCUACCAGACUUACGUCGGUUGGUCGUCUCCAGUUCUAUUCGUAUAUCUGCACAGAGCGUGUUGAAUAUUGCAUCACUUCGUUAUGUUCAAGAGCUUGCCUUGAAUCUCCAUUCUGAUUUCGACGCCAACGUGCUACGCGAUAGGGCAAAUCAUAGUACCUUCCCCGCUCUCCGGCGUGUCAACCUCGUGGCAUAUGACCUUCCCCAGUGUACAUCUAUCGUGUCGCUUAUAUCCUCACCACAACUAGAAGACGUUACCGUCACCUACAACGUCCAAGCACGAUCUUCCGUCAUCACUUCAUUCUUGAGUGCCAUCGGCACGUCCGUUCGAUCAAUUUCUCUUCGACACAAUAUGCAAACUCACACAAUUGCCGACCCUCCUUUUGUUUUCUAUCCAUCCACAUUUGCACCGCUGUUCGCUUGCCACAAUCUCCGCACCAUCCAAGCAUACAAUCUUGGUACGCUCAAUUUAGAUGAUGACUUCAUCAUUUCGGCAGCUAAAGCCUGGAGCAAACUCGAGGACAUCCGACUCUGCAGUUUACCUUGGUCUUCCAUAAUCCCCAACAUCAGUCUGAACGCCUUGACGGCGUUGACUCGAUACUGUCCAAAGCUCACCCGUGUGCACCUGUCCUUGGAUGCAAGAGAAAUACCUGAGCUACCCGUCGACGGUCUCAAUACGACGGGUGCUCAGUUCCUGGGGGUGCUCAAUGUCCGGGAUUCGGCUAUUGGCCACACCGAAUCUGUCGCGCAGUUUUUGCGAGCGAUCAUACCGAAUAUGAGGACUUUGUAUGUUGAAGCACACCCAGAACUGAGGGAUAAAUGGAUGGAAGUCAAGGCCUACUAUGACCGACUGUCCAUGUCAGUAGUGCCUGUACUUAGAAAUGGGUCAUAGACAGUCGCCCUUAGAACUAGUCAUGGAUUAUUUUGGUAGAGUUUGUUAUUUGUAAAUUGGGGCAGUGAGGUAUUACUUAGACCUAGGUUUUCUUUGUAACAUAUAUAUGGAGUAAAGUAUUA
Molecule: messenger RNA, 2008 nt
Organism: Suillus fuscotomentosus
Lineage: Eukaryota; Fungi; Basidiomycota; Agaricomycetes; Boletales; Suillaceae
Exons: 2
Coding region: 360-1886 (508 amino acids)
Source: RefSeq, a predicted model, not a curated record